This is a messenger RNA of Stomoxys calcitrans (stable fly), 1221 nucleotides long. RefSeq lists its product as uncharacterized. The transcript has 3 exons. The coding region runs from base 200 to 859 and encodes 219 amino acids. The record is from RefSeq and is a predicted model, not a curated record. Lineage: Eukaryota; Metazoa; Arthropoda; Insecta; Diptera; Muscidae.
GUGAUCAGUUGGUAAAAGUAUAUCGUUGCGUACGGAUAGUUUUAGUUGAGCCAUAAUUGUUGGUGCACUUUGCCUAGCGCAAUUAAAAACGUAAAACAAACAAAAAAAUAACGUAUUUCAGUGAUUUAAAAUUAACAAUUUUAAAUUCGCCAGUUUUAAUUUUGCCCUACAAAAAGGAAAAUCGGUGUUUGUCGUGAGAAUGUCGGUGCUACGUACCAUGAUUUUGUUGGCUUUGGGUGCCACCAUGACUUUGGCUCAAAGACGUUUAGCUUUACCGGAUCCCAGGAGUUGUGCCAACCGAGUUCGACAUGCCUCGUACCGUGAUGCUCGUGGAGUCUCCCAUUCAUACUUCUUCAGUUGGGAACAUGCUCCUACACGCAGUCUUGAAGUCGAUUGGUUGGAUGCCCGCAACAUUUGCCGUCGCCACUGUAUGGAUGCCGUCUCUCUGGAGACACCGCAAGAGAAUGAAUUCAUCAAACAACGCAUAGCCCGCGGAAAUGUACGUUACAUUUGGACCUCGGGCCGUAAAUGCAACUUUGCUGGCUGUGAUCGUCCCGAUUUGCAACCCCCCAAUGAGAACGGUUGGUUCUGGUCUGGUUCGGGAGCCAAAAUCGGACCCACCUCUCAACGCAACACUGGCGAUUGGUCCUCCACCGGUGGCUACAAUCAACCUCAGCCCGAUAACCGUGAAGCGGCCCAGGGUAACGAUGAAUCUUGCCUCUCCAUUUUGAAUAAUUUCUACAAUGAUGGUCUCAAAUGGCACGAUGUGGCCUGUCAUCAUCUCAAGCCAUUCGUGUGUGAAGAUUCUGAUGAACUUUUGAAUUUUGUACGCUCUCGCAAUCCUGGUCUACGCCUUUAAACGAAUAUACAAACAGAGCCCUUAAUUGCUGCAAUGCUUUUGAAGGCAAAACCCACCCACGCCUGAAGGAUCUUCCCAAUCCCCUUUAAACCGAUAUGAUCUGAUCUGCUUUCGCUUAAUUGUUGCAUGUAUUAUAAUUAUUGUGUAUGUUUUCUAUGGGAAAAAAUCCAAUAAUUGUUAAGUGUCUGUCUGCAUGUCUUCCUCUCGCCUAUCGCAUAGCAAGCGAGAGCCUCAAAUUAUAUAUCAAAAAACAUUAAUUUUAAGUUUAAUGCUAAAAAAAAAAAACAAAAAUUAAUUUAUGCCCUUCCCCCCCUUAAAACAAAAAAGUAAACAUAAUCUGUUAUUGUUUAAUUCCAUGUUUU